Messenger RNA from Chironomus riparius, 2274 nucleotides. The record is from the annotation of a GenBank genome assembly. Lineage: Eukaryota; Metazoa; Arthropoda; Insecta; Diptera; Chironomidae.
AUGAAAAUCAUGACUAAAUCACAGAAAAAAUCAAUUUACUCACCAAUAUCUUCUGAAUAUUCACCGAUUUCAGCAGAUGAAGGCACGUCAUCUCAUGAUCGACGAAAAACACAUAAACAUUACAAAAAACGUGCUGAUGAUCGAGAAUAUAGUCGUAAGGUCUAUAAAGAUGAAAGAUAUGGCAGAAGCAGAGAACGAGUUGAUAGAAAUAAACCGAGAUAUGACAGUGAAAAAUUUGACUGUAAAGUGAAAUCAAGAAGCAAAAAUUGUCAUUAUAAGCAUGACAGACAUGAAAGCUCAUCACGAAAAGUACAUAAGAAGUCAGACAGAUCUCGAGAGCGAUCUAGAAAGAAAUGUAAGUCUAAACAUAAGAAACACGAGAAGAAGAGACGCCGUUCAACAUCCAAAAGCUCGUCAUCAAGCGAUUCUGAUGAAGAAUUAAGAUCCAGCAGUUUUAUAAGUGAAAUUUUGAAGAACAAAAAGACUAAAAAUAAUGAGAAAGUACUCAAUGAAGUCAGAAAGACGAUAAACAACGAAUUAAAGGAUGAAAGCAUAUCAUAUACACCGCCUUUAAAGUUAGGAAUGACAAAGACUGAUGAUGUAAAAAGCUGUGAUACUCAAAUCAAGAAAUUAUGCGAUCAAAAACAGCCUGACAUUAAAAAGCCUAUUAAUUUGUUAACAAAUUUGGAUGUAAAUGGCAAUAUUUCUGCGAUAUCAGUAAGUAAAAAUGAACCAAAGUCGAAUGACGUUCUAAAAUCUGCAGCUAUUCAUACUAAAAUCAAUCAAAGUGAAACUCAAAAGAUCAAAGCUAGUGGAAAUCAAAUCACAAUCAUCAACAAGUCAAAUGAUGUGAUAAAGUUAACAGCUACCAAUGGAAAUUCCACGAAAAAGAAGAGUGUUUUGGACCUUCCAAUGCCACCACAAAUUGACAUACCAGUUAAACCAUCACCAACUCAAUCUAUAAAGAAUCAACAACGCGAAAAAGUCAAUGAACUUGUCAAAAAAGCAUCAAAUUCAGUUUUAGUCAGCAUACCACUUGCAAAAAUACUUGAUGGCAAGACCAUGGAGCCUAUAAUUGCUGCUAAUUUUGAAAAUAGCCAGCUCAAAAAAGCAAUCAUCACUCAUCCACCGGAACUAUUACCUCAACCAAAAGAAAAGAUUACAACAGCCGAACAUGUCGAGCAUUUAAAGGAAAUGCAGAGUCAUUUGCUACAGGGAGCAAUUUUUACGCCAUUUGAUCCAAAAGGAACUCCACCUCAGUUCCUAAAACCAGCACGUCCUUCAAUCGUUAAACAGCCAGCAUUCAUAAGCACUAGAUUUAGAAAUCAACCAUUUGAAAGCUUUAAAAUUUUAGAACAAGUUGGAAAAGGAACUUACGGAAAAGUUUUUAAAGCAAUUGAUCAACAAACAAAUGAAACAGUCGCAAUGAAAUACAUAAAAGUGGAACAUGAAACAGAAGGAUUUCCAAUAACAUGUUUACGUGAAAUAAAGAUUCUUCGACAAUUGGAUCAUCCAAAUAUUAUUAAGCUACGAGACAUUGUCUUUAGACAUGAGAAGAACUCAACAUAUUUGGUAUUUGAUUACAUGAAUCAUGACUUGUUAGGAUUGAGAAUGAAUAAGGAAAUGGACUUUGAUGAGGCUAAUAUUUAUUACAUAUCAAGACAGCUUCUUGAAGGCAUCAAUUAUUGUCAUAAAAAUCAAAUUAUUCAUCGUGACUUGAAGCUAUCAAACAUCUUAAUGAACAAUAAAGGACAAGUAAAAAUUUGUGAUUUUGGAUUGAGCCGAAUGUGGACAGUAAAUCGACCAUACACAAAUAAAGUAAUUUCACUUUGGUACCGACCGAUUGAAUUGUUACUAGGCGAGGAAAUGUAUGGACCAUCUGUGGAUAUUUGGUCCCUUGGAUGCAUCAUCUAUGAAUUGUUUAGACGUCGACCAUUAUUUGAGUAUAACACCGAACUUGAGAUUAUUAAUGCUAUUUUUAAUCUUUGUGGUACGCCUGAAUACAACAUGUGGCCUGAAGUCAAAAAGCUUCCUAAAUAUAAAACGUGUAAGCCAAGUCCAAGGAUGAGAAACUUGAAAAAUACAUUAUAUCCAGCAUUGCCACCUUCAGCGAUUGAUCUUGUUGAUCAAAUGUUAGCCUUAAAUCCUGCAAAGAGAAUAACAGCUGAAGAUGCACUAACAUCAAAUUGGGUGAUUAAAAUGGAGAAGGCUGAAAGGAAGCCACUAAAACUUCCAAAAAAUGACAGUUUGGAGAUGCGAGCAAGGGAAUUAUGA